Brachypodium distachyon (stiff brome) is the source of this 925-nucleotide messenger RNA. RefSeq lists its product as uncharacterized. The coding region runs from base 151 to 732 and encodes 193 amino acids. The transcript is spliced from 2 exons. The record is from RefSeq and is a predicted model, not a curated record. NCBI's taxonomy places the organism in Eukaryota, Viridiplantae, Streptophyta, Magnoliopsida, Poales, Poaceae.
GGGCCGGGGCAUAAUACCUGCCUCUAUUUACCACUUUGCCCCGCUUCCUCAAAUCGAUCCCCUUUCUCCGUCCAAAUCGACUCCACUCGCCGCCGGGGCUUCCUUCCGUAAAACCCUCUCCCCUCCUCCUCCGCCGCCGCCCGGAGACAGAUGGUGCUGUGGGAGCUGACGGCGAUCACGGCCUACUUCCUCGGCCUCAGGCGCACCUACCGCCUCGCGCUCCGCGGCCAGCGCCUCCUCAUCGGCCCAAACCACCCCAAGGUCCGGGACUUCGUCUACAGGCGGACACGCUCUAUUUUCGCUGUUGCAGUCUCAGUGCACAAGAACAUCCAGGAGAGGGACAUUGAAGUUGGUCGGAACCUUGGGAACGCGAUCCUUCGCUGGCUUGACCGUAUGAAGCCCUCAGCUCAGAUUCGCCCCAACCCACCAGGCCUACCACACGGCCGCUCAGAGCAAUACAGGCAUCUCUCGAACAUGAACAAGGCUGCAGGAGCUCAGAAGCCCGCGUCCAAAACUUCAACACAUGAUUCUAGUGGGAAGAUGCUGUUUUCGCCUCUGAAUAUCCGGCCCAAGUCCUUCCCCAUCCUUCCCACGAUGAUGCAGUCCACAAGGAUCAGCGCGAGCAGCCAGUGCAGGCGAUUCUCCUCCUCGCCGUUCCCGUCUACCACCGCCAAAAGGAAGUACCUGAUGGAGGGCGUCUUCCGGAAGGACAUUGCUCAGCUGAUGAUGUAAGGAUAUGUAGUUUUACCCUUUUUUGGUUGUAAUUUGAAUAUCACUUGACUGAAAUUUGGCCUAGAACAGAGUUCUCACUAGUCCUCCUGUAAUAAUAAUCGAGUGAUGAACAGAAUCGUUGUUGCUCUAUACUACCAGUUCUUGGCCAAUAUAUUCUCUAACCAAUCAUCAUCAAACUCUAGCAUUUUGAUUU